AGCAGCCGCCGCUCCAGUCGGGGCCCCCGCACUCGGAGCCGCCUGGGGCGGAGGCCGGGGCGGGCGAGGAGGCCGGACUGCGGCCGAGGCCCCAGGCGCGCUUCCGCCGCGCACGCCGCGGUCCAUGGGAGGCUUGGCCGGCGGGGGCGGGGGCCGCGCAGCCGGGGACUUUCAGGAACUGCAGGCGCGGGCGGCGGCGGGAGUCGCCGAGCCGCGGGGGCCGGAGCGCCGAGAGCAGGGUUGAGGCGGAGCCGCCGCUGCCGCCGCUGAACCGCAGCCGGAGCCGGAGCUGUCCUCCCCGCCCGCUUAGGGCCGAAACUCCGCAGCGCGGGAGACCAGCCAGCCCACUCGGGCCGGGGAACCGCCCGCCAUGGCCACCAAGGCCCGGGUCUUGUAUGACUUUGCUGCUGAACCUGGAAACAAUGAGCUGACAGUUAAUGAAGGAGAAAUCAUCACAAUUACAAACCCGAAUGUUGGUGGAGGAUGGCUGGAAGGGAAGAACAGCAGAGGAGAGCAGGGCCUGGUGCCUACCGACUACGUGGAAAUUUUACCGAACGAUGGAAAAGAUCCAUUUUCUUGUGGAAAUUCAGUGGCCGACCAAGCCUUCCUUGAUUCCCUGUCAGCCAGCACUGCCCAAGCCAACUCGUCUUCUGCCAACAGCAGUAACCAGGUUGGUGGUGCCAAUGACCCCUGGUCAGCCUGGAAUGCCCCCAAACCUGGGAACUGGGACAGCGCUGAUGCCUGGGGUACCAGGACAGAUGGGACUGGCGCACAGAGGAACAGCAGCGCCAACAACUGGGACACGGGCUUCGGCCACCCGCAAGCCUACCAAGGACCAGCAACGGGUGAUGAUGAUGAAUGGGAUGAAGACUGGGACGACCCCAAGUCCUCCUCACCGUACUUCAAGGAUUCAGAACCAGCAGAAGCAGGGGGCAUCCAGCGGGGAAACAGUCGUGCAGGCGCCUCCUCCAUGAAGCUGCCCCUUAACAAAUUCCCUGGAUUUGCGAAGCCUGGCAUGGAACAGUACUUGUUGGCCAAGCAGCUAGCAAAACCCAAAGAGAAAAUCCCCAUCUUUGUUGGGGACUAUGGCCCCAUGUGGGUUUACCCUACCUCUACGUUUGACUGUGUGGUCGCUGACCCCCGGAAAGGCUCCAAAAUGUACGGCCUGAAGAGCUACAUUGAGUAUCAGCUAACGCCCACUAACACUAACCGAUCUGUAAACCACAGAUAUAAGCACUUUGACUGGUUAUAUGAGCGUCUCCUGGUUAAGUUUGGGUCUGCCAUUCCGAUCCCAUCUCUUCCAGACAAGCAGGUCACAGGUCGCUUUGAAGAGGAAUUUAUCAAAAUGCGUAUGGAGCGGCUGCAGGCCUGGAUGACCAGGAUGUGCCGGCACCCCGUGGUGUCAGAAAGUGAAGUGUUCCAGCAGUUCCUCAGUUUCCGAGAUGAGAAGGAAUGGAAGACUGGCAAGAGGAAGGCUGAGAAAGACGAGCUGGUGGGAGUUAUGAUAUUCUCCACCAUGGAGCCAGAGGCGCCUGACUUGGAUUUGAUAGAAAUAGAACAGAAGUGUGACGCUGUGGGAAAGUUCACCAAGGCCAUGGACGAUGGCGUGAAGGAGCUGCUGACGGUGGGGCAGGAGCACUGGAAGCGCUGCACGGGGCCCUUACCCAAGGAGUAUCAGAAGAUAGGGAAGGCUCUGCAGAGCUUGGCCGCAGUCUUCAGCUCCAGCGGCUAUCAAGGAGAGACCGACCUUAACGAUGCAAUCACAGAAGCCGGGAAGACGUACGAGGAGAUUGCCAGCCUCGUGGCCGAGCAGCCCAAGAAGGACCUCCACUUCCUGAUGGAGUGUAACCACGAGUACAAAGGCUUCCUCAGCUGCUUCCCGGACAUCAUUGGUGCCCAUAAGGGAGCAAUAGAAAAAGUGAAGGAAAGUGAUAAGCUGGUUGCAACUAGUAAAAUCACCCCCCAAGACAAGCAGACGAUGGUGAAGAGAGUCGGCACCAUGUCCUAUGCUUUGCAAGCUGAGAUGAAUCACUUCCACAGUAACCGGAUCUACGAUUACAACAGCGUCAUCCGCCUCUACCUGGAGCAGCAAGUGCAGUUCUAUGAAACAAUCGCAGAAAAGCUGAGGCAGGCCCUCGGCCGCUUCCCGGUCAUGUAGACCAGCUGGAACACAAGAGAACUCCCAAGUGCUUCUUUUCAACCUGGGGCAAUGCAAUUCAAUUUCCCUCCAUCAUAAGAGAGAAAAGGAAGAAAACCAAAAAGAAAGAAGUUGACAAAACCUGUUUUCGUCAUUAGCCAGCCUAAAUGCAGUGUUGCUUAGGACGGCCUUUCUUGUUCAUUUCCACAUAUUAGUUACCCAAUGGAAAUGUCUAUUUUUGGAAAAUACUUAAAUUUAUCAAGAUUUUGAAUGAAGAAAUAGGGGUUCCUCCUCCUGGUAUUUUACAUAGAAUCGUAAUUUAUACAUUACCUAUGAUCUUCCAAUUCUUACCCAAUGUCAGAUAAUUAAUACUAAUUGCUUUCUUAAAAAUAUGAAAAAUGGCAGAAUAAAAAAAAUAUAUCUUUGUAUAUUUUUAUAACUCUUUCAGUCCUUUGGGGAUCCUUGUCUGUUUAGGGGAGUCUGCACACCCUCAGUGGCAUAGCUACAGUUAAGUGCUCCCGGGGCGGGGACAUAAAGAGGGUUCCCAGAUCGCCUACCCCCUCAAUCUUCGUGGUGGGCAGCCCAUCAGAAGUCCCACUGGGUGGGCGCAGCGGGCGAGAAGACCCCACCUCCCCACCGCUGCCCAGGGUGGUUCCCUGUGCUGAGGCAGUCAGACUUGGGUGCACUCCCUCCAAGUUCACAGUGAGAGAAGUCAGAACCCGUGACUUGUCCCUGCUACCCAGGUGGGUGGCCACCCUCACUAGGGAGCUCCCACCGCUUGUGCUCCGCCCUUCAGCUGGCCAUUAGAUGAGGGGAGGAGCUGCUGAUAGGACAGGUCUCACGGCCUCCUGGUGUGGAGCAGCCGGCUGCUGUGUCAGUCUUCCCUCAGAAGACUGGGAGUUCAGUGCCUGUCCCCCUCCCAGAGAUUGGGAAAGUUAAGGGACUAAAGUGAGUGGCAGGGCGUGCAGUAGCAAGCUGGUGACACACAGAGAGGUGCCAUCUGUGGCUGUGUCCCAGCCGUCUCCUCCCUCAGACAGUGGUCCCCUGCCACAGUUGCCUUAUGAUGCGACCCUCUGCUGCCGCUUUCCCGACCUGACGAUUACAGUGUAGAAAUGGAAAGUCUGGGCCAGCGGAAACGAAUGAAACCAAAAAUUAGUAGCCGAGAAAAUCCAGUGAGCAUGAACACGAGAACUUCCUGUUCCUCCAUAUCAGGGCUUUGUUAAUGUUUUCUAAGUCAUUUUCCCCUACCUGAUUUUUCUUUUAUAAAAUUCCAUAGAACAGUGUUUAUGAUACAGCCAUUUAAUAUAUGUACAAAUUGUAAAGAACAUGUAUAAAUAUUUUACAUAAAUGUAAGACCAUGUAGAAGCCAAUAUAUAAAUAAAUUGUUUUAAAAAACUGUA
Apodemus sylvaticus (European woodmouse) is the source of this 3537-nucleotide messenger RNA. It is a transcript of the gene Snx9, whose product is annotated as sorting nexin 9. The record is from RefSeq and is a predicted model, not a curated record. Bases 371 to 2158 code for a protein of 595 amino acids. Gene Ontology annotation, cellular component: cytoplasmic vesicle; plasma membrane. Gene Ontology annotation, biological process: endocytosis; intracellular protein transport; plasma membrane tubulation. The transcript has 18 exons. Lineage: Eukaryota; Metazoa; Chordata; Mammalia; Rodentia; Muridae. Gene Ontology annotation, molecular function: phosphatidylinositol binding; protein binding.